CCCGCCCGUCCGUCCCCCGAGGCGCCGCCCGCGCGGCCGCUUUCCCUCCUGCUCCCCCAUCGAAGCUCCAGCGAUGAAUUUUUUCGUCCCUUCUGAGAGGAACCAGAUUAUGAUGCAUGAUUAUCACAGAAGAAAUUCAUGUCUAUAGCUUUUAAGGACUUGAUUACAUCACUUUUCAAGCCUGAUAGUUUUGGAGUCACCAUUGCAGCUUGACACAUCUCGCCUACCUUUCAGUUAGCUGUCUUUGUAAAAGAAGAUACCGAAACUGAUGUGCUGCAUUUAAACACUCCCGUGCCCUUCAAUUAUUUGACAUUUCCCAGAAGUAAAUUCUCAGAAACAUUAGUAGCCAAACUUACAGGGGGAAAAUGAUUCCCAAUGGAUAUUUAAUGUUCGAAGAUGAAAAUUUCAUUGAAUCCUCCGUUGCCAAACUAAAUGCGCUGCGUAAGAGUGGACAGUUCUGUGAUGUUCGACUUCAGGUCUGCGGACAUGAGAUGUUAGCUCACAGAGCCGUCCUGGCUUGCUGCAGCCCUUACCUAUUCGAAAUCUUCAACAGCGAUAGUGAUCCUCAUGGAGUCUCUCACGUUAAAUUUGAUGACCUCAAUCCCGAAGCAGUCGAAGUCCUCUUAAAUUAUGCCUACACUGCUCAGUUGAAAGCUGACAAAGAGUUAGUAAAAGAUGUUUAUUCUGCAGCUAAGAAGCUGAAGAUGGACAGAGUAAAGCAGGUUUGCGGCGAUUAUUUAUUAUCUAGGAUGGAUGUUUCAAGCUGCAUCUCUUACCGGAACUUUGCAAGUUGCAUGGGAGACUCACGUUUGUUAAAUAAGGUCGAUGUUUACAUCCAGGAGCAUCUGUUACAAAUUUGUGAAGAAGAGGAAUUUCUCAAACUUCCACGACUAAAGUUGGAGGUAAUGCUCGAAGACAACGUAAGCCUGCCCAAUAAUGGCAAAUUAUACACAAAGGUAAUCAACUGGGUACAGCGUAGCAUCUGGGAGAAUGGAGAAAGUCUGGAAGAGCUGAUGGAAGAGGUACAAACGUUGUACUACUCAGCUGAUCACAAGCUGCUUGAUGGGAAUCUGCUAGAUGGACAGGCUGAGGUGUUUGGCAGUGAUGAUGACCACAUUCAGUUUGUGCAGAAAAAGCCACCCCGUGAGAAUGGCCACAAGCAGAUAAGUAGCAGUUCCACUGGAUGUCUCUCUUCUCCAAAUGCCACAGUGCAAAGCCCUAAGCAUGAGUGGAAAAUCGUUGCCUCGGAAAAGACCUCAAGUAACACCUACCUGUGUCUUGCUGUGCUGGAUGGCGUGUUCUGCGUCAUAUUUCUUCACGGACGAAACAGCCCACAGAGCUCUCCAACAAGUACCCCGCGACUGAUUAAGAGUUUGAGUUUUGAGUUGCAACCAGACGACUUAGCGGAAAAGCCCAUGUCUCCCAUGCAUUAUGCUCGAUCUGGUCUGGGCACUGCGGAACUGAACGGCAAACUGAUCGCUGCAGGUGGCUACAACCGAGAAGAAUGUCUGCGCACCGUCGAAUGCUAUGAUCCACACACAGACCGUUGGUCCUUCCUGGCUCCUAUGAGAACUCCAAGAGCCCGAUUUCAAAUGGCUGUACUGAUGGGCCAGCUCUACGUAGUUGGUGGGUCAAAUGGCCACUCGGAUGACCUGAGCUGUGGGGAGAUGUAUGAUCCAGUCAUCGAUGACUGGAUUCAGGUUCCGGAAUUGAGGACCAACCGUUGUAAUGCAGGAGUCUCUGCUCUGAAUGGAAAAUUGUAUAUCGUUGGAGGUUCUGAUCCUUAUGGCCAGAAAGGAUUGAAAAACUGUGAUGUGUUUGAUCCUGUCACUAAGGCGUGGAACAGCUGUGCUUCCCUUAACAUCCGUAGGCACCAAUCUGCAGUGUGUGAGCUGAGUGGUUAUUUGUACAUCAUUGGAGGAGCAGAGUCGUGGAACUGUCUGAACACCGUAGAGCGUUACAAUCCAGAAAACAACACUUGGACUUUGAUUGCCCCGAUGAACGUGGCUAGGCGUGGAGCUGGAGUUGCUGUUCACGAUGGAAAACUCUUUGUUGGAGGCGGUUUUGAUGGUUCUCACGCCGUUAGUUGUGUGGAGAUGUACGACCCCGUGAGGAAUGAGUGGAAGAUGAUGGGAAGCAUGACUUCGCCAAGGAGCAAUGCUGGAAUUGCUGCUGUGGGGAACACCAUUUAUGCAGUAGGAGGAUUUGACGGCAACGAAUUCCUGAAUUCGGUGGAAGUCUACAACCCCGAAUCAAACGAAUGGAGUCCCUAUGCUAAGAUUUUCCAAUUUUAGAGAAUCCAUGGUCCCUUUCAAACUAACAGGCUUAGUGAUGUAAUUGUGUUUAGUAGAGGUACACAUGUGAAUAGGGUGGGGGGAGGGUAUAGAUGUUGCCAAUAGCAACACAAAGCUUUUGCAUAUUGCAUACUAUUAAAUGUGCUGUACAUAACUUUUUUGUGUUUAUUUGAAAAGAAUGCCCAGAUGAAGGCCUGUUUUGUGUAUUUUCGAGACUUUUUGGGGGGUUCCUUUGCCUUUUGGAAGUUGAUAUCCUAAAAUAAUAAACUAAGAUAACCGAUUGGGAUUUCCCCGUUCCUGUCUCCCUCCCACUCUUCCUUCUCUCCACCCCCACCCCGACCGUGAUAUUUGUUUUGCCAAUUUGCACAGAAAAUGACUUUUCCCUUUGGAAUGUGUUUUUUGGGGCAAGAGGGGUAGGGUUUGGGGAUAGGGUAGGCAAUUAGGUUUCUCCCCCAACCCUCUCAGGCUCCUUUUCAGUAACUGGAAUAAAUCUAACGAGAAGCCUUAUUUAAAUAGAUUAUAAUGGGUAUUUUUUUUAUUAAAAGAAAGCUCACAUGCCUACCGCUAAUUAAUCUUUUAUGAUCGCCUUUUUAUAACUUUUUAUAUACCCAGCAGAGUGCUCUACCUGUUGAAGUGAAAAGUGGCAGACUGUAACUAUCAAAGGUGAGCCCGUCUGUGAGAGUGAGCAGAGUAGGGUGGUGCUUCACUCCAGAACGCAAACGUCUAAAGUAUCUGCCAGAAUAUCGUCUUAGGUGUGCGACGCUGAUGUUUCUUUGAAUGGAGUUUCUGAACAGUAACAUAGCUGUGAUUUCAAGUAUUGGGAACGAUUCUGGUUCUAAACAUUUGGAUGAGGGUGCAUCCCGUGCAUGUUAAGUAUUUUUUUACAUGUUGAGGAUUCCUGCUGUAAAGAAAUUAAGAUUGUUACUCUAACAGAAUAGUAAAAAUGCAAAGUGGUGAAGAGUGUUGUUUCCAGUUCUUCCACAUAGUUGCCGUUUGCUCUGCUCCAGUGAAGGGUUAUGCCCUCUUAAAGUGUCAGCCCCGGAUCGUGAAAUGUGUAGCGCAGGUGCUUUCAGGUCGGGUGUGUCAAAACACUCCCAGGUGAUCAUAGAAACUAUGGGGUUUUUUUUGUUUGUUGGGUUUUUUUUAGUUCAAAUUCUCUAUUCAUAUGGAUAAAAACAUUGGUUGGGAUGACUCGGUGUCUAAUGUGUAGUGCUGCACAUUAACUUACGGUGCAAAACCUAGCACUUCUUAUGCUUACUGCUGAUGCGAACACAUUAAAGGUACCUUGCGGGAAAUCCUUGCACCAUGGGAUUCGUA
Messenger RNA from Ornithorhynchus anatinus (platypus), 3611 nucleotides. It is a transcript of the gene IVNS1ABP, whose product is annotated as influenza virus NS1A binding protein. The record is from RefSeq and is a predicted model, not a curated record. The transcript has 15 exons. Gene Ontology annotation, molecular function: protein binding. Bases 366 to 2294 code for a protein of 642 amino acids. NCBI's taxonomy places the organism in Eukaryota, Metazoa, Chordata, Mammalia, Monotremata, Ornithorhynchidae.